UAUGCUCGAGUGGGUCAUCAGCUUGUCACCGACUUUUGGGGGAAAGUCGUGGGAGGGCUGUACGCAUAUGUACAUUCCAGUGAUCGUCAAUCAUUACUGCAUUGCACUGGAGAUCGUGUUCUCUGAGUCGACGAUAUAUGUAUAUGACCUCGAUCAUUCAUGUCUGACACAGGAGCAGCUUGAGCAAAACAUAGAGCCGGUGAUUGUGAUCGUUCCUAUGAUGGCUAGACGGGUGAUCUUGACUAUGCAGGACAAACUAGCCAUCAUGCGGGAUAAGACGACGGCUAGGCAGUCUAUAUCGGUCGACUAUGACAUUUUCGUAAUCAAGUACAUAGAAUUUUUGAGUAUAGUACAUAAUGUUGGUAGAAUCAAUUAGUCAUGAAUACAGAAUUGGCGGAAUAAGUUAGCGUGCGACUUAUUCAAAUUUAAUUG
Molecule: messenger RNA, 432 nt
Organism: Olea europaea var. sylvestris
Lineage: Eukaryota; Viridiplantae; Streptophyta; Magnoliopsida; Lamiales; Oleaceae
Exons: 2
Coding region: 2-376 (124 amino acids)
Biological process (GO): proteolysis
Molecular function (GO): cysteine-type peptidase activity
Source: RefSeq, a predicted model, not a curated record